AUGGCAAUAAGGGAAUUGCAGAUUCGUCCAAAUCCUCAACUACUCGAAAUUCUCCAUGCUUGGAGCGGUGGCGCGAUUCGAGCCGAACAGACGACAAAGCAUCGACUCGAUGUGAUUCUCGAUCGUCCGGAAAUGAACAAUUGUCUGUCUGGGCAGAUGAUGCUCGAUUUGGCCGAAAACGCCAAGAAGUUCGAUGACGCCGAGAACGCGUUGAUCGUCAUCCAGGGAGCGGCGAAGUCGUUUUGUUCGGGCGCCGAUCUCGGCUUGAUCAAAGACAUAUCGGACAGGAAGCUCGGCGUCGCCAUGUUCGAGUACAUGUCGUCGAUAUUGAAAUCGAUUCGACGGUCGCCGGCGAUCGCCGUCGCCAAAAUCCACGGCCAUUGUCUCGGCGGCGCCAGCGAGUUGUGCUCGUCGGCCGACAUUCGGAUUGCGCAUCGCGACGCGAAAAUCGCGUUCUUCCAAUCGAAAAUGGGCAUCGUGCCGUCGUGGGGUGGCGCCGAAUACCUCGAGGAUAUAAUGGGACGAGGGAAAGCGCUGAAAUCGAUGACGACGGCGCGUGUAAUGACGGCACGAGAUGCGCGCAAAUUGGGAUGGAUCGACUACGUCUACGAGGACGAGGAUGAAGCUCAGAAGUUCCUGUCGUUGCUUCUCAGCAGCGGGCCGGAAGUCACGAGAGCGCAAAAGGCGAUGCUGAACGCAGUGAAGGUUGGAGUCGACGCCGAGAAAGAAGUCUUGGAGUCGGUGUGGAGCGGCGAGACGCAUCGGAUGGCUCUUGAGAAGCAGCUCAACGCGGUUGUCAAGAAGAAGACGAAGUAG
Caenorhabditis bovis is the source of this 816-nucleotide messenger RNA. The record is from the annotation of a GenBank genome assembly. NCBI's taxonomy places the organism in Eukaryota, Metazoa, Nematoda, Chromadorea, Rhabditida, Rhabditidae.